UUGGAUUUUGGACACCCCCCCCCCCCCCCCCCCCCCCCAAACGCACCUUCUUCUUUACUGCCUAAUCAUUUGAAUUUCAUCCUAAAAAUGAGGAAUUCUAUUUGCAAAAAUUACAUUAUUAUCUCAAUUUUCCUUUUGGGAGUCUUCACUGUCUCGCCGUGUUACGCAUCCUCCCCUAAUGGCAGCGAGUCGGUUUCCGGGAUCGUCACCGCCGCGUUCUUCGACGGAAUCGCCGGGAAGGCGUCGGCGAGCUGCGAGGCGAAAGGAUUCUACACGCGAGCUGCGUUUCUGGAAGCAGCCGAGUCGUAUCCCAAGUUCGGAACGGUCGGCUCAGCUGAUGUCGCGAAGCGGGAGGUCGCUGCUUUCUUCGCCCACGUCACCCAUGAAACUAUCCAAAUGUGUUACAUAAACGAGAUCAACGGCACCACCAGAGACUACUGCGACGAAACCGACACAGAGUACCCCUGCGCCUCCGGCAAGAUGUACUACGGCCGGGGACCCAUCCAACUAUCCUGGAACUUCAACUACGGACCCGCCGGAAAAAGCAUAGGAUUCGACGGCCUAAACAAUCCCGACGUCGUGGCUAAAGAUAGUGUUAUAUCCUUCAAGACAGCCCUGUGGUUUUGGAUGAAGUAUUGCCAUUCCCUCAUCGUCUCCGGCAAAGGCUUCGGCGCCACCAUUCGAGCCAUCAACGGUAUCGAGUGCGACGGCGGCGGCCCUCGCUCAGUUAGGAAUAGGGUUAAGUAUUUUAAGGAGUAUUGCCGUCAAUUUGGUAUUCAGACUGGGGAUCGUCUCACCUGCUAGCCGAUACAUACAUACAUUUCGCAUUUUCUCCCUAAUUUAAUUUGUUGGUGAAGAUGUGUAACGUAACUAUGUAAGCUCUACUGUGAAAGUUUAAUUUGUAAUCGAGAUUAUAAUAUAAUGUUGCAUUAAUAAAUUGAAAGUUUUAAUAC
Ipomoea nil (Japanese morning glory) is the source of this 953-nucleotide messenger RNA. Its product is annotated as chitinase 6-like. The record is from RefSeq and is a predicted model, not a curated record. The transcript is spliced from 2 exons. Gene Ontology annotation, molecular function: chitinase activity. NCBI's taxonomy places the organism in Eukaryota, Viridiplantae, Streptophyta, Magnoliopsida, Solanales, Convolvulaceae. Bases 88 to 804 code for a protein of 238 amino acids. Gene Ontology annotation, biological process: chitin catabolic process; cell wall macromolecule catabolic process; carbohydrate metabolic process.